UCUGUAAGCUCCUCCAGUUCCCUUUUCCUCCAUUUCCAUGGUUUUCUACUGCCACAAUUAAUUAUGGUUACUUUUCUCCAUAGAAUUAGAAAUUCAAUCAAAUUCUUGUUUAAUUACAAACAAGGGCCAAUCUCAAUAACAACCCAUCUCAGAUUCAUCUCAAAAACCCCAGAUGAACCCAUUAAGGAUCAAUCUUUAUCAACAAUCUCUUACCUCAUAAACUCAUGUGGCCUCUCUCCUCAAUCUGCCCUUUCUGCUGCCAAUAAAAUCCAACUAAAAGCCACUGAGAAUGCUGAUUCAAUCCUAAAUCUCUUCAAAUCACAUGGUUUCACAGAUACCCAGAUCACAAAACUCAUCACCAAGAGCCCAGCCCUUCUCCUAUCCAAUGUUGAGAAAACCCUGAAGCCAAAAAUCGAUUUUUUUGUCGAUUCUGGUUUGUCUUCCACUGAGUUGGCAAGCCUCGCUUGCAUUGAUACAAAUGUAUUCUGGUCGAGCUUACAAAAUAGACUCAAGCCCAAUUUUGAGCUGCUUAGUUCUAUGGUCAGGAAUAAGAAGAAGUUAGUUGUUUCUUUCUGCCGAUCUUCUCGUUUGCUUAGCAACAAUCUUGAUGCGAAUUUCUUGCCCAAUACUAGAAUCCUUCAUUUUUGUGGAGUCCCUCCUACCAACAUUGCCAAACUAAUCACCCUUUUCCCGAGGGUUCUGAUGAAUGAGACGGAGCGGUUUUCUACUAAUGUUGAGUGCAUUAAGAAAUUCGGGUUUGACCCGUCAACAUACCUCUUUGUUCAAGGAGUUUACGUGAUAUCGGGGACUACACCUUUGACAUGGGAGAGGAAGUUGGGUGUGUAUAAGAGUUUAGGAUGGUCAGAAGGAGAGAUAGUUUCAGCAUUCACUAAGUGCCCGGGGUGCAUGCUUCUAGCGGAGAAGAAAAUUAGGCAAAUGAUCGAUUUCUAUGUGAAGAGACUUCAUUGGAAGUCGUGUUAUCUGGUGGGAAACCCUAGGUUUUUGAGUUUUAGUUUGGAGAAGAGGGUCCUUCCAAGGAGUCGUGUUCUUAGUGUUUUAUCGUCAAAGAGAUUGAUAAGGAGAUAUCCAUGUGUACACUAUGGAGCUUUCUUAAUAAAUGAGGACAAGUUCUAUAAUAAGUAUGUGAGAAACUAUGUGGAUCAAGCCCCUGAGGUGCUUGAGGCUUACAAAGGAAAUUUAGAAUUCGUGGGAUUUAAGGGGGGACCAUCAACUGUACGAGGGUCAUAGUUAUGUUUCACAAUGCGUCUUUACUGUAUCUCUCAGCAUGUUGGUAGGGUCCAGAUCCUUUCAUUCUCUGGAAAAAUGUCUCAAGGAGAUAGAUUGAUGAACCAACUGAUGACAAGGAAACUCUGCCUUUUUUGUGGAGGAUACGUCAAAGAACUUAUUGGAAGUCAGUGGAGUAUUAUUAUUGUUUCUACAUUUCUAGUUCUUAAGUUAUUUUUUCUAUUUUCUUUUUUUAACCAAACAAAUAUUUUGAUGUAGCCAUAUUUCUAACUGAUUUAUUUGUUGCUGAUUUGGAAUUGAGAUA
Asparagus officinalis (garden asparagus) is the source of this 1549-nucleotide messenger RNA. Its product is annotated as transcription termination factor MTERF2, chloroplastic-like. Gene Ontology annotation, cellular component: chloroplast. Gene Ontology annotation, biological process: regulation of DNA-templated transcription; chloroplast organization. NCBI's taxonomy places the organism in Eukaryota, Viridiplantae, Streptophyta, Magnoliopsida, Asparagales, Asparagaceae. The transcript has a single exon. Gene Ontology annotation, molecular function: double-stranded DNA binding. The record is from RefSeq and is a predicted model, not a curated record. The coding region runs from base 64 to 1248 and encodes 394 amino acids.